AUGGACAGAUCUAAUUUUAAAGUAUUAAGCCCAACAAGCCCUACAACAACAACAAAUUCAAUUUGUAACACUCCUCCUUUAACUUUUGGAUCUUCUACUUUUUCUUCUCGUAAUCAACAACGGCACUAA
This is a messenger RNA of Meloidogyne enterolobii, 129 nucleotides long. The record is from the annotation of a GenBank genome assembly. NCBI's taxonomy places the organism in Eukaryota, Metazoa, Nematoda, Chromadorea, Rhabditida, Meloidogynidae.